UUUCAUCAGAAAAAAAAUAUUUGUUUUGAAAUUUUAUUUCUGCAAAACAGAAUAGAAAAUGUCUCAACCGAACAAAGAUGCUCCAAAAUCACAAAAAAUAAUACAAGUAAAUUCAUCAUCAAUUGUAGAUUUGAAAGCUGAAUUAUUUCGAAAACAAGAACAAGUUCGACAGCAAAAAAAUUCCACAGAUUCAACAAUAAUACAAUGUGAUAAACAUCUGUAUGAUCAAGGUGCCAACAAAACAAGCACAUUACCCAAAAAACUUUUGGAAGCUGUGCAACAAUCUGAUGAUAACAAUAAACGAAACAAACAAUCAUUAAUUAAGAAAAAAGAUGAUGAACAAGAUAAAAAAGAAUUAACUGAAGCUGAAGAACGUGCUUUACAGAAAAGUCGAGAGAAUCUUGAAAGAAAAGCCAAAUUAUAUGACCAAAUUUCUAAAGGUCAAGUAGAAAUUGAUCCUGAUGAUGAAAAUAUCCUGGUAAAUUUUAAUCAAAAACAUUCCAUUUAUGAAUCCGAUGAAGAUGAUAAAGAAGAAGAUCUAGUCGAAUAUAUUGAUCAAUUUGGACGAACAAAAAUGGUCACUCGAGAUGAAUUAGAACAAUUAGAAAAAGAACGUGAAGAAGAAGAACGUCGUGAAUUACAAUUACAAGAAGAAGAAUCAAAUUCAGAUUAUGAUUCAGAGACAAAUAAUUUACCUCCUCCACCAAAACCAACUGUAUCCAAUAUUCAUUAUCAACAUGUUCGUGAAGGUGAAAUUCGUGAUCAUGGUGUUGGAUUCUAUUCGUUUAGCGAAGAUGAACAAAUUAGACGUCAACAAAUGGAAAUGCUUGAUCAAUUACGUAAAGAAACUGAAUCAAAUAAAAAUGAAAAACGAAGAAUUAAAGAAAAACGAAAACGAAUGUUAAAAAGUCGUUUGGAAAAAAUUGCUGCACGAAAAGGUAUAACAUUGCCCAUUGCAAAAUCCGAUGAUAUCGAUGAUGAUGAUGAUGAUGAUGAUGCGAGUGAUGAUAAUAAAGAUUCGAAUAAAAAAAUUCGUUUGGAAAAAGCUACAUUAGAAAUAAAAAUACCACAAACCAUUGGUCCACGAGAAUGGGAUCUAGGUAAAGAAGGUGUUACGGAUACAAACAUUCGAACAAAAACACCAUUCUAUUCGCAAGAAAGAUAUCAGGAAAAACUUCGCAAAGAACGUAAUCCAGAAUUUGCACCACCAACAUUAUAUCAUCAUUCCGGAAAAUCAUCAUUUCCAAAUGAACGACAACGUUCGCAAUCUAAUUCUAGUUCAAAAUCUGAACAUCCAGAUAUGUUUCAAUUUAUAAAGGAAAAAAUUUCCGAAAUACGAAAAAAAUCCUGAAAAAUAAAAAGUUUUUGUUUUUUC
Dermatophagoides pteronyssinus (European house dust mite) is the source of this 1375-nucleotide messenger RNA. Its product is annotated as coiled-coil domain-containing protein 174. Gene Ontology annotation, cellular component: nucleus. Lineage: Eukaryota; Metazoa; Arthropoda; Arachnida; Sarcoptiformes; Pyroglyphidae. The record is from RefSeq and is a predicted model, not a curated record.